Messenger RNA from Limulus polyphemus (Atlantic horseshoe crab), 2963 nucleotides. Its product is annotated as glycogen phosphorylase-like. Gene Ontology annotation, biological process: glycogen catabolic process. The annotation marks the transcript as partial. The record is from RefSeq and is a predicted model, not a curated record. NCBI's taxonomy places the organism in Eukaryota, Metazoa, Arthropoda, Merostomata, Xiphosura, Limulidae. Gene Ontology annotation, cellular component: cytoplasm. Gene Ontology annotation, molecular function: pyridoxal phosphate binding; glycogen phosphorylase activity. The transcript is spliced from 18 exons.
CGGGUCUACUACCUCUCCCUGGAGUACUACAUGGGACGAUCACUAUGCAAUACAAUGCUUAACUUGGGUAUUCAAGGAGCUUGUGAUGAGGCCUUGUAUCAGUUAGGUUUGGACAUCGAAGAACUGGAAGAUAUUGAAGAGGAUGCUGGGCUAGGAAACGGAGGUCUUGGUCGCUUGGCUGCAUGCUUUCUUGAUUCUAUGGCCACUCUUGGCUUAGCUGCCUAUGGAUAUGGGAUCAGAUAUGAAUAUGGUAUUUUUGCACAGAGGCUUAAAAAUGGGGAACAGGUGGAAGACCCAGAUGAUUGGCUAAGGUAUGGUAACCCAUGGGAAAAGGCAAGACCUGAGUUUAUGUUGCCUGUUAAUUUCUAUGGACGGGUUGAAAACACAGAAAAAGGUGCCAAAUGGGUGGAUACCCAGAUCGUUUUUGCUAUGCCUUAUGACAGCCCAAUUCCUGGGUUCCGUAAUAAUGUUGUUAACACCAUGCGUCUGUGGUCAGCUAAGUCUCCAGUCAGUUUUAAUCUGAAGUUUUUCAAUGAUGGUGACUAUAUUCAAGCUGUGUGUGAUAGAAAUCUAGCAGAAAACAUUUCCAGGGUGUUAUACCCUAAUGAUAAUUUCUUUGAAGGAAAGGAGUUACGUCUAAAGCAAGAGUACUUCAUGGUUGCUGCGACACUUCAAGAUAUUGUUCGCCGUUUCAAGUCUUCAAAGUUUGGAAGCAGAGACCCUGUUCGCACCUCCUUUGAUAGAUUCCCUGAAAAGGUGGCUAUUCAGUUGAAUGAUACACAUCCUGCCUUAGCCAUCCCUGAACUAAUGAGGAUUCUAAUAGAUGUGGAAGGCCUGACCUGGGAUAAGGCUUGGGAGGUUAGCUGUAAAACAUGUGCCUACACUAAUCAUACAGUGUUACCUGAAGCUUUGGAGCGCUGGCCUGUCCACCUGCUGGAGAGAAUUUUACCUCGUCACCUGCAGAUCGUUUAUGAAGUCAAUGCUAGACAUUUGGAUGAAGUAAGAAAAAAGUUUCCUGGUGACAUUGAUCGGUUACGUCGCAUGUCACUGGUGGAAGAAGAGGGGGAGAAGAGGAUUAACAUGGCUCAUCUGGCAAUUGUUGGUUCUCAUGCAGUGAAUGGUGUAGCUCGGAUCCAUUCUGAAAUCUUGAAGGCAGACAUUUUCAAAGACUUCUAUGAAAUGAGUCCAGAAAAGUUCCAGAAUAAAACUAAUGGAAUAACUCCUCGUCGUUGGCUGGCACUUUGUAACCCUGGCCUUGCUGAUGCUAUUGCUGAUCGCAUUGGAGAAACUUGGCUGACACAUUUGGAGGAACUUAAGAAACUGGCUGCUUUUGUAAACGAUCGGGGAUUCAAACGAACCAUCCACACUGUGAAACAGGAAAACAAGAUGAAGUUAGCAUCUUUGAUUCAAAAAGAAUACGGUAUCAGCAUCAAUCCAUCAUCCAUGUAUGACAUUCAGGUGAAAAGAAUUCAUGAGUAUAAGAGGCAGUUACUGAACAUUCUUCAUAUCAUUACCAUGUACAAUCGCAUCAAACAAAAUCCUUCAGCUCCGUUCGUGCCAAGAACAGUCAUGAUUGGAGGAAAGGCAGCUCCAGGAUACUUUAUGGCUAAACAGAUCAUCCGGCUGAUCUGUGCUGUAGGUAAUAUAGUAAACAAUGAUCCUGUGGUGGGAGACAAGUUGAAGGUUGUCUUCUUGGAAAACUACAGAGUCACAUUGGCUGAGAAGAUUAUCCCAGCUGCUGACCUCAGUCAGCAGAUUUCAACAGCUGGAACUGAAGCUUCAGGAACUGGCAACAUGAAGUUUAUGCUCAAUGGUGCUCUCACUUGUGGAACAUUAGAUGGAGCAAAUAUUGAAAUGAAAGAAGAGAUGGGGGCAGAAAACAUCUUUAUAUUUGGAAUGACAGUAGAUGAAGUAGAGGAAUUAAAAAGAAAAGGGUACAAUGCUUGGGACUACUACAACAAGAUUCCUGAAUUAAAACAGUGUAUUGAUCAGAUCAGUAGUGGUUUCUUUAAUCCCCAAAACCCUGAUCAGUUCAAAGAUAUAGCAAAUAUUCUUCUGAACCAUGACAGAUUCUUCCUGCUGGCUGAUUACGAGGACUACAUUAGAUGCCAGGAGCGUGUUAGUGAUAUGUAUACGAAUACAGAAGAAUGGAUAAAGAUGGCCAUCAUGAACAUUGCAACAUCUGGCAAGUUUUCCAGUGAUCGUACCAUCUGUGAAUAUGCUAGGGAGAUUUGGGGAGUGGAACCAUCAUGGGAGAAACUUCCUGCUCCUCAUGAACCUAAAGAAGAAGAAGCUAGCACUCCAGAGCAGCCUAAGAAAGAAAAAAAAGAAACCAAAAAACCCGAGAAAAAGAAAUAAGGAAAAAAGUAUUUUAAGAAAUGUUUUUGGAGGUAAAGCGGCCUUUCACAGUGUGUACAGGAUUUCAGUCAGAGUCUGUCUUCUUGUGUAUAGACCUUCAACAGUUUUCUUUGUUUAUAAUGGUUUGUUCAUGUGCCUGUGUUGUCAAAAAGAACUAGAUGUGCCUAUGUUUGGAAGUGAUCAUGUAGCAAAAGUUUUGAGUUCAUUUUGAAGUGAUACAAAAAAUAACUAAGAUCUAAGUUGUUGUUUUAAUAAUUGUUGUUGUUGUUGUUAUUAUCAGUGGUGAAAAACUUAUUUUUGAACGAAUUGCUUUUAUCAAUCUGUACAUUUUAAAUUUUAACUACAAUAUUUAAAAUCAAUACUAAUAUUAAAGUUUAACAAAAGCUAUAACUAUUUGAUCAAUAGCUUCUAAAGAUUAAAUGAUGAUAUUAUUUUUAUUUAAUAUAUAUUGCCUACUGUAUUUAAACAGACUGUUAUUUUACUAGCUGUUUUGAAGUAGUUAGGAAGUACAUAAUGUGACUUAAAUUUUAGGUUCAUGAAAUUUAUUGUUUUUGUUCAUUUACAAUGACAGGGAAAAAAAAGUAAAAGAUAAGCUUUACUUGCUA